GACGUGCAGGCGCCUGCGUAGCCUGAGGCUGAGGUGGCAGCAGCCAAGCCAACAUGGAACUACCACAGAUGCCGGAGCUCAUGGGUCUGUCGCUGUUGCUCGGGCUGCUGGCCCUGAUGGCGACGGCGGCAGUAGCGCGGGGGUGGCUACGCGCAGAGGAGGAGAUAAGCAGCCGGUCGGCCGGCCAAAAAGCAAAUGGACUCCCACUUGACAAGUCCUCGAAAUCGAAGAAGCAGAAACAGCAACAGCGUAUUCGCAAGGAGAAGCCUCAACAACACAACUUCACCCACCGCCUCCUGGCUGCAGCCCUGAAGAGCCACAGUGGGAACAUAUCUUGCAUGGACUUUAGCAGCAAUGGCAAAUACCUGGCCACCUGUGCAGAUGAUCGAACCGUCCGCAUCUGGAGCACAAAGGACUUUCCACAGCGGGAGCACCGCAGCAUGAGAGCCAAUGUGGAGCUGGACCAUGCCACACUGGUGCGCUUCAGCCCUGACUGCAGAGCCUUCCUUGUCUGGCUGGCCAAUGGAGAAACCCUCCGUGUCUUCAAGAUGAGCAAGCGAGAGGAUGGUGGAUAUACCUUCACGGCCACCCCAGAGGACUUUCCUAAAAAGCACAAGGCGCCUGUCAUCAACAUUGGCAUUGCUGACACAGGAAAGUUCAUCAUGACUGCUUCCAGUGACACAAUUAUCCUCAUUUGGAAUCUGAAAGGUCAGGUGUUGUCUACUAUUAACACCAACCAGAUGAACAAUACACAUGCUGCUAUAUCCCCUUGUAGCAGGUUUGUGGCCUCAUGUGGCUUCACCCCAGAUGUCAAAGUUUGGGAAGUUUGCUUUGGGAAAAAAGGUGAAUUCCAAGAGGUUGUACGAGCCUUCGAACUGAAGGGCCACUCAGCAGCUGUCCACUUCUUUGCCUUCUCCAAUGACUCUCGAAGGAUGGCCUCUGUCUCCAAGGAUGGUACAUGGAAACUGUGGGACACAGAUGUGGAAUACAAGAAGCAGCAGGACCCCUACUUGCUGAGGACAGGUCGCUUUGAAGAGGCAAGCAGCAUGCCAUGCCGCCUGGCACUCUCCCCUGAUGCCCAGGUCUUGGCCUUAGCCAGUGGCAGCAGUAUUCAUCUCUACAAUACCCGGCGGGGUGAGAAGGAGGAAUGCUUUGAGCAGGUCCAUGGGGAGUAUAUCACUGACUUGUCCUUUGACAUCACUGGCCGGCUUCUGGCCUCCUGUGGGGACCGGGCAGUGCGGCUGUUCCAUAACACCCCUGGCCACCGGGCAGUAGUAGAGGAAAUGCAGGGCCUCCUGAAGCGGGCCUCCAAUGAGAGCACCCGUCAGAGGCUGCAGCAGCAGUUGACCCAGGCCCAGGAAGCCCUGAAGAGCCUGGGUGCCUUGAAGAAAUGACUCUAAGAGGGUGCAGCAGGGAGGAUCUGGCCUGCUGCUGCCACCACUGCUGCUACUUUCCUUCCCAGGUACUCCCCAACUGGAAACCUUUUGAAAGGAGUAUCAUGAUUUUUUUUUUAAUGGUGACCCCUCCUUUUUCCCAUUGAAUCUGUUCUUACUACUUAGAUCCUUUGCUUCUUGCUGGUCGUGACUCCUGGCCUGACUUGACCUCCCGGGGUAAUGACUAGGGUGUUUUUUCCUGGGCCUAAGGGGUGGAAUCUCUUUACUGGGCACUGAGAAGAGUGGUAAAUAGAAGAGAAGGGGAGCAUGGUCUUUGACCUUGUGGCAGCACACCCCAAUACCCAGAGAAGUUUAAAAUGUGGAAGCAAAAUCUAAAGAAUGCUCAAGUAUUAACCAGCAGUGUUGCAGGGCUGGGAGACUGGGAUGUCUUACAAAUACAUGACUGUGGUAUGGGUGAGGAAAAGGCUAGUCUGAAUCCAGGUAGAGUAGAUAGCACUAUUAAAAAGUAAGGGAUUUCAUUGUGCCACAAUUAUUUGUAAAAUGAAGAAUAAUCUUUUGACCUCCUCAGAAAGGUGUUGUGGGGAUAUGAGAGUAAAAAGUCCCUAGAUUUGAAAGAAAAGUAGAAAAGAGUAGUAUCUGUUAUCCAGUAUCAUUUAUUGACUACUGGGUAAAAGAGGGUCUCGAACACUGUAGUCUGAAAUUAAAUUAGAAAGGAAAAAACACAUCUGUUGGGAAGGUGAAAUUUCUGGGAUCAUACAUUUCAUCUCUGGUACUGCUUUAAGUUGUGUGGAGGAAUCGUAGAAUCCACAAUGAAGUCUUCUCUUUCACGAGGUUAUAUCUUGUUGGAGGGUACCCCUUUUUAGUCCAUUAAACAUUUGAAUACCCAGCCUGCCCACCACAGCUCAAGGCAAGACAUGAUCUCUGCCAUCAAAGAUGGCUGGUAGGAGAGUGGUGCACGUGUCCUUUAAGUGCUUAAUAUUUACUAUUAAGUGCUUUUUGUUAGUUUAUUCAUAGCUGUAGAAGGCCCUUAUAAAAGUCCAGGUAAGAGAAUUGAACCUGGAUAAGAGGCAGUGGAGAUGAAGCUGAAGUUGAAGGGAUAGAUUUGGUAAGAGAUUAGGUAUUUAGAAGUUUGAAUGUUUGGAUUGGUGGACUAUUUGGAUGUGGGAGAUAAAGGAAAUGAAUCUAGGAAGACUUGGGUCUAGGUAAAAUUUAUUCAUCCAAAAUCACAUUCUUAUUUCCUUUCUUUAAAAUGGGGACCUCCUCCCUUACCCCAAGUUCACAUAAAUGUCUGAACAAGCCACAGCCUUAAGAGUUAUCUUUAAUUACUCCCUUUCUUCAUUCCCUCCGCCCCACUACUCCUACUACCAUCCACUUCACCAAAAAUUUUUGGUUAUACUCUUGUAUUUAUAUCCUAAAUUUGCUACUGCUUUCCAUUUUUUCUGUUACCAUCCUCGUCCUAGCCACUGUCAUCUACUGGAUAAUACAGCUUCCUUGUUGGUUUCCUUCUUUUUUUGCUUCAUUAAAUCACUGUCCAUAUAGCAGAGUGAUCUUCUGAAAUGUAAACAAGAUCACAUUGCUCCCCAGUUAAAACCCUCCAAAGGUUUCCCAUCACACUUGGAAGAAAAUCCAGAAUGCUCAUCAUUGCCCUCAGAGUCAUAAGUAAUCUGGCUUCUUCCUUGUGUGUGCUUUUUACUACUCUCCCAAUCACCCCAACCUUGCUGUUCCUCAGCCAAGCCAAGUUAUUUCCAGCCUCAAGGGGGAUUUGUGCCUAUGUUCUUCCCUCUGCUUGGAAGCAGUUUUCUUUUCUGUUGGCUGAGUUGUCGUGCUUGUCACAAUUCAGGUCUCAGUUUCAGUUAACACUUCAGAGAGACGGUCCCUAACCACCCAAUUUGAAGUAGCCCUUUCCACCAAUCACAUCACAACACAUCCAUCAUAUUAGUGCAUUUUAUUUAUUUUGUAUUUCAUAGUGCUAUCCGAAAUUAUCUUGUUUGGAUAUAUUUGCUUCAGGGGUUUCAGUAUAAAUGCUUAUGGAUGUCAAGUGGGUAAUGUAAAUGCACGAAUUGGGUGUCUUCUGGGUGUAAGACAAUAGGAAAUAGUAGGGACUGAAGUGAUCUCUAGAGGGCAUGUAUCCUGGGUAAGGGGCAGGGUUGGCUGCCACUUAUUCAGAAUCCAGCAGAAGUUGCCGGAUUCAGAGAAGCUAAAAGUUGGCAGUUUGUUAUUUAAAAAAAAUUAAGCACUGUGUGGACCAAACAAAACACUAAUGUGGGCCAGAUGUAGCCCACCAGUUCUCUUAAUUGGCAGCUUCUGGAAUGUUCAUUAACCCACUGGAAUGUGAGAUCCACAAAGGCAGAAUCUCUGUCUUUGUGGAUCUCACAAAUUCUGAUUUGCUCUAUCCCAAGCACAAUACCUGGGACAGAAAAAGCCCUCAAUAAAUGAACUCAAACCAGUGCAUUUGACAGGAAGUUCAGUACCCUCUGUGAAUAUCCUCCCAUUCUCGCUUUCCACUGUGGUUUUAUGUUCCCAAUAACAGAUUUCUGAUUGGUAAUGCUAUGCACAUGGGUCCUGGUGAAUAUUAGCUUUCUGAUUGUCAGAAUAAUGAGACUAAAACUCUUCUUUACAUAUCUGCUUGGCACUGGCAUUCCUCACUGUGAAGUGUUGAGUUACUGAAGUCAGAAGUCUUCCGUUUUGGUUUCAGCUGGAUCACGGACUGAUUUGAGAUCUUGAGCAGAUAGACCACUGACUACUCUGAGUUUGUUUCCUUAUCUGUAAAAUGGGACUAAAUCCUGUCCCUGUGUUUCUGAUGAGCUGAAUGAAAGCACUACAAAAAAAGUGGUUACAGAGACUUCAUGAGGACAGAAAGCUCCUUUCACUAAAAAUGAGCCUGCUUCUCUUGUAAGCACGGGGAAGCUAUCUGGAUAUUAAUGUAGAACAGAGACUGCUGUGUUAUUUUGAUCAAAAAUCCUUGUGUAUGAAGGCAGCAUAAUAUUUUAAUAUUACUAUUCAACUUAUGUGGGUUUGAAAUUUUUCAAAAUAAAAAGUUGGAGAAAUGUUUUAAAUGGUGGUAUAUAGUUUAUUUUAUCAGUUAUCAAAAAUAAAAAUAUUUAAACUACAGUUUUCAUCAAGGUAAUUAUAUUCAUAUUUAAAUGAUUAUUCUGUAAUUAGAGAUUAUAGGAAGUUAGUAGGAAGCACAUACUAAUGUGAUGAGUUAUCAGUGAUGCUGGGUUAUUUCAUUUAGUGCUAGAUAGACCCAACACUGUCCUAAAUUGGCCUCAUAUCUAGGAACUUAAUAAUUUGGAGAUUCAUGUACUCCUCUAAAAAAUUCCAAGAAUAGGGAUCUUUCUUGUGAGAACGGCUUGGUUUCAGCCCACAGCUCUUCAGGUAGAAGCCCACAGACGGACACAGGUUUGUAGCCACAGCAACUGAAAGCAUGAUUCAUACACACAAAAUCGUGAAUGUCUUCUGAGAUUGUGACUGCAUUUCCAAGUCUUCAUUUCAGGCUACAAACUUCCAGAGCUCAGGGUGGUUAGAAAGUGAGUGUGGUUUCUACUUGCUUUCUAUUCAGUAUGCAAACCCAAUGUGAGCCUAUCUGCAUUUUCUUGAUUACGUUAAUACUGGCUAACAUUGAGUGCUAAGCAUUUAAUCCUUACCAACUUGCUACUGGUUUUGCCUCAGCCAUUCUCCCUGUAACCACAUGUUUUUAUUUGGUGAACUACCACUUCCCUGACUCGUGAUCCAUAUGAUUUACAGAGGAUAGACCCAGAUGCUCCAUAGUGGAAGUAUGAUGAAUCAGUAGAUCCCUGGACAUGACCAGAACUUCAGAAAAGUGAAAAUAUCUUUCAUUUUCUGCUGGGAUUGCUUAGUAAGUAAGAUGUAAGCUUGUUAUGUGUAGUCCUGUCUGAGAAUGAAGCUAACACAGGAAAAGAGGGCCAAAGAUGUAGAGAGAUCACAUGCUGAUGAUGCUGUUUAGACUGGCAGAUUCAGGCAAGCCUGAGGUUUCCACCAGUAGAGUUGUCAGUUACAAAAUAGUAAGUUACUGUAGAUGAUUAAGUCAAUUUGAAUCUGGAUACUCGAAACCAAAAAAGCUUUAACAUUAAUAUUAUUAGUAAAUUGUCCGAGGCAUAUAAUAAAUGGCAUGCCCUGAUAGUUAAGUUUAGGCCGGUCUGGUACUAAGUUACAUACUUCUAACUACCAGGUCCAUCCCCAAGAAUACAAAUGGAGGCCCAUAUGCACAUCUUAAUAUCUAAACGUUAUAACUCAAACUAAGCUCAAAUAUGCUCUAUCCUAUCUUGACAGGUACAACAUCCCAGAAGGCCAAGCAUGCACUUUUAUAAAAAUCAGUAAGAUCAUGACAUGAUAAUAUGGAAAGAAUAGUAACCUCUCAUUAUAUAUAUUUUCCCAGCUGAUUCAGAGCAGCUGUUAUGAGGGAUCAGUUAUCCCUAUAUUGCAGAUGAAAAACUGAGGCUUUGGAGGUUAAGUGGCAAGCAAAAACUCAACCCUGGGACUGAGUAUAGAGUUCAAGCUUGUUCUUGGAGUUCCCUGACACUGACUCUGACCUUGUCUUCAGCGGUAGGUUCCUUGAGGGCAGGGACUUUAUGGUCUUAGGAGUUCGUGCUACACCUCUUUUUAUCCCUAGUGCACCACAUAAGUGGGCACACAGUAGGUACUUCAUAUUUGUUGGUAAACGAAUGUAGUUAUUGCUCAAUAGUAAAUGAGAUCCCUAUCACCACCCCUUCCUCAUCCACCAUGCAACUGUGCUGCCAAUAGAAAUUCCAUUACUUUCUGGGGUCACUGUGUUUUGUGAGUUCACACAAUGUAGCAUGUGACUCCCAAGAACUAAUGGCUCCUGAGCAAGAAGAUAACAUUAAGACGCAGAACUGAAAGACCAAUCCCUGGGGUUAGGAGCCUACAGCCCCGAGCACCUGCUAGUACUUCAGCUCACUUCCAUCACAACCAGAUGAUUUGAACUCUCCACAUAGGCAAGAAUGUCAACAGCUACAAAGCAGCAUUCAUGCCCGUACAUAAGGGAUGAGGUGAGGGUAUCUACAGUUCAUCAGACCCCUAAGACCUCACUCCCCUGGUCUCUCCAAGACUUCCCGGGAACCCUGGAACCCAGAGCCAUGGUCUCCCCAUGUAGAGAUUCCAGGGUGUCAGCUGAUGGGAUCAAUGAGGAACAUCUAGAAUCCAUUAUGAUGUUGCACGGUCUCUCUUGCAAUUACAUGAAGCUAUGUGUUGAGUCCUAGAAUGUGUGCAGAGGUGAUCAGUUUAAUCUGGGACUGCCUCUCCAACCCAUCCUGUAGUUCUCUAUGCUCUCUCUUUUCUCUGCUAGCUGAGAGCAGAGGAUUCAGUGGAGAUUGCUGAUGCUCUAUCAGGGGCGUCCAACUCGUGGCCUACGGGCCGCCAUACGUGGCCCAGGAUGGCUAUGAGUGGGACCCAACACAAAAUUGUAAGUUUACUUAAAACCUUUUUUUUGUGCUCAUCAGUUUUUGUGUUUGUGUAUUUAAUGUGUGACCCAGAGACACCAGCAUGAAUGAACCAAUAGAUGGAGGGGGAGCUUGGGCCCUGCAUUGUAUUGUGACCAUGCACAAGAAAUAAAUUUAUACUGUAUUAAAACCA
Messenger RNA from Artibeus jamaicensis (Jamaican fruit-eating bat), 7007 nucleotides. RefSeq names its product transducin beta like 2 (gene TBL2). The record is from RefSeq and is a predicted model, not a curated record. The coding region runs from base 54 to 1394 and encodes 446 amino acids. The transcript is spliced from 7 exons. Gene Ontology annotation, molecular function: protein binding. Lineage: Eukaryota; Metazoa; Chordata; Mammalia; Chiroptera; Phyllostomidae. Gene Ontology annotation, cellular component: endoplasmic reticulum. Gene Ontology annotation, biological process: endoplasmic reticulum unfolded protein response.